AUGUCUGGGAUGACGUUGAGUUCAACUGAAAGAAACCUCUCAGUGAGACACUCUGAUACAGAGACCGGCCCUGGCUCAAAGACAGACAGACCCCUGGCUCAAAGACAGACAGACCCCUGGCUCAAAGAAGACAGACAGACCCCUGGCUCAAAGACAGACAGACCCCUGGCUCAAAGACAGACAGACCCCUGGCUCAAAGACAGACAGACCCCUGGCUCAAAGACAGACAGACCCCUGGCUCAAAGACAGACAGACCCCUGGCUCAAAGACAGACACACCCCUGGCUCAAAGAAGACAGACAGACCCCUGGCUCAAAGAAUACAGACAGACAGACAGACAGACAGACAGACAGACCCCUGGCUCAAAGAAUACAGACAGACCCCUGGCUCAAAGAAGACAGACCGACCGACCCCUGGCUCAAAGAAUACAGACAGACAGACAGACCCCUGGCUCAAAGAAUACAGACAGACCCCUGGCUCAAAGAAUACAGACAGACCCCUGGCUCAAAGAAGACAGACAGACCCCUGGCUCAAAGAAGACAGACAGACCGACCGACCCCUGGCUCAAAGAAUACAGACAGACCCCUGGCUCAAAGAAUACAGACAGACCCCUGGCUCAAAGAAUACAGACAGACAGACAGACCCCUGGCUCAAAGAAGACAGACCGACCCCUGGCUCAAAGAAUACAGACAGACCCCUGGCUCAAAGAAGACAGACAGACCCCUGGCUCAAAGAAGACAGACAGACAGACCGACCCCUGGCUCAAAGAAGACAGACAGACCCCUGGCUCAAAGAAGACAGACAGACCGACCCCUGGCUCAAAGAAUACAGACAGACAGACCCCUGGCUCAAAGAAUACAGACAGACCGACCCCUGGCUCAAAGAAUACAGACAGACAGACAGAGACCCCUGGCUCAAAGAAGACAGACAGACCCCUGGCUCAAAGAAGACAGACAGACAGACAGACCCCUGGCUCAAAGAAUACAGACAGACCCCUGGCUCAAAGAAGACAGACAGACCCCUGGCUCAAAGAAUACAGACAGACAGACAGACCGACCCCUGGCUCAAAGAAGACAGACAGACAGACCGACCCCUGGCUCAAAGAAGACAGACCGACCCCUGGCUCAAAGAAGACAGACAGACCGACCGACCCCUGGCUCAAAGAAGACAGACAGACCGACCCCUGGCUCAAAUAGAGUGAGGCCUCCUAUGGGCCACUCACACUCUGGUGAAAGUUAAAGUUGGUAAAGGGGGAAAGUUAAAGAAGAAAUGUAUAAAUGGAUUCCUUACAUUUGUCCAGCCGGGUUCGAUUUAGAAGGAUUUUGGUUCUAAAUAUUCAUGUUGAUAUUUUUGUUUCAAUCAAAAAUGGGACUGAUGUGGGUACACUUUGCUGAUUAUGCCAUAGGAUAUGUCACGCUGCUUGCUUGUCUGACCAAAAGGAUGUCGAAAGGGAAACUUUGAGAAUGUGUGAGUUGAAGCGAUAGGGAAAUGCAUCGUGAGAGUUGUCAGCUGGAUUCUGACAUUCCUCUCUGAUUUUAUUUGCCCAGAUGAUAUAAGACGUGUGACCUUUUUGUCCUCAACAUUUUCAAUAAUUUAUUAGACUUUAAAUACCAUAAUCAUGGUAACAAGUUGUUUUUCUCUUUUUCCAAACCUACUGUCAAUACCAACGUAUCUAUACAGUCAACUGGUGCAUGCUGGAAUUAAUUGUAUGUACCGGGUAUCAGAUCAGUAUGGAACUUGAGGAUACGCCAUGUUUGGACGAGGGGCCAUUGGGACAAUGUUAUUGGAUGAGUUUGUCCCCUCUGAGCUCGACCAAUGGCUACUAACACUCACCUUGUUCUAAGAUCUUGGUGUAAGGAACUUCUUCUGAACCGCAUUAAAUAUUUAUUACCAGUUAUGUACUGGAGCAACUCCUCAAUGUUUGUGUCUACAUACACGGAGUGUACCAAACAUUAGGAACACCUUUCCUAAUAUUUAGUUUCACCCCCUUUUGCCCUUAGAACAGCCUCAAUUCGUCGGGGGCAUGGACUCAACAAUGUGUCGAAAGCGUUCCACAAGGGAUGCUGGCCCAUGUUGAUGCCAGUGACUCAACCCAGUGUGCCUGGCACCUACUACCAUACCCCGUUCAACGACACUGAAAUAUUUUGUCUUGCCCAUUCAACCUCUGAAUGGCAUACACAUACACAAUCCAUGUCUCAAGGCUUAACAAUCCUUCUUUAACCUGUUUCCACCCCUUCAUCUACAGUGGAUUUAACAAGUGACACUAAUAAGGGAUCAUAGCUUUCACCUGGUCAGUCUUUUCAUGGAACGAGCAGGUGUUCCUAAUGUUUUGUACACUCAGUGUAUUUUUAAUUUAAGGAUACGUGUAAUUUAUUUGGUAAGAGGUAUUCAUGAUGUAUCUUUUUUGUAGAUUUAUGAGGAAACGUUUUCAUGAUACAAGUAACAUACAUUUAUAAUCAAUGUAUAUUAUGCCUGCCUUUUCUCUGAGCAGUUUAGUUUAAUGGGCACAUACACGCAUUAAAGACUAUUACUUGUAAUUACUUAAGAUUAUUACUUAUGAAAAGGUGUGUCAUACCACAUUUGCAUUUUACUGACUGAAUUACUUUUUUAAAAACAAAGUAGAUUUGACAAAUGUUUUUGUGUGAGGAUACUUAAUAAGAAAUACUAGCAUUGUCCUCAUCCAAAAUGAAAAGUUUACUUUUCAAAAACCUUUUCAUUUAUUGACAUGUGUACUUUUAUUUUCUAUGGUGGACACAAAGAAGCAUAUUUUUAAUGGUCUGUGAAAUUAAAGAGGAUACUCCAGUCAUCAUAUUUGGCCCUUGUCAUGUUCUGCAGUCUUGUUUUUACAAAUUUAAAAUGUUUACAUUUUUAACACAAAUUUAAAUUUUUUUAACACAAUUUACAUUUUUAACACAUUUUAAUUGCACAGCAAUCUUUUGUUACAACUUUUAAUUUGUGUUCGUUUCUAUUUCAUAAACCCGCCUCAAUGUGAUUAACAAACCAUGUUCACUGUGAAAAGGAUAACAUUUAAAUGUUUGUGGAGGGGUGUAAUAUUGCCUGUGUCGACCGCCGAACGCCGCCCGAACAAGGAGAGGGACCGACUUCGGCGGAAGUCGUGUCAAGGGGAUUAUAUGAAUGUAUUGUAAUAAAUAAUUUCUAAGUUAAAUGUGUGCCAGUAUAGAGCAGCGUUAAUUGAAGCUCUAUACAUUUCAGUUUAACUAAACUGUAGAAACCCUGACGUGUUCUUUUAUAAUCUCCUCAUUAUCAACUAUCCUCAAUGUUCACUGAUCUGAAAGGAUGGGUGGAAAUAUGGUUUACGGAAGGAAGGAUUAUGGGAUGGAAGCGAUGGUAGAGUUGGUAUAGUCAAUAUAAGAACAUCAGCGCUCAGUAAUGUGGUCAUACAGUCAGUCUGUGGUUGUGACAGUAUGGUCAGUCUGUGGUUGUGACAGUAUGGUCAGUCUAUGGUUGUGGCAGUGUGGUCAUGCAUGAUCAUGGUCCUCUCCUCACAAACCCUCUCUAACUGCAUGUGGUAUUGCAUGCAGAUAACACUAAAAUUAAAGCAAUUUUAUUGCAAUAUGUAUUUAUUAUUUUCAUCCUUUGUGUACAUGAUGAUUAAACCCCCUGAGUAUUAUUUGGUAGGCCUACUUGUUCAUCAUGGAAUUCAGAGAUGAUGAUGAUGGUGAUGGUGAACAUGUGAAAACCAAAAUGUGGCUAAUACCUAGCACAGAAAUAUCCAAUUAGGAAAAGUAUACAUGAAUAUUAUAACAAUCAGCACAUUUGCAAUAUGGGCAGUACAAAUAAACAUAAAUAACUUACAUUUUUGCAUUUCAUUUUAAUUCUCUAUUUAUUAUUCAAGUAAACCAGAAAGUACACUGGUGAUGGUGCAAAAUAGGCUUUCAAAACAGAGGUCCUCUCAUUCUGCAAGUGUUUAGUGAAUGACGAGGGGGAGAGGGAUACACAGGCUAAGAUGGUUCAGUGAAGUGAACCCUGAAUUCUACAAAUGUUCCAAAAACCUUGGUUGCUGGCCGUUGUUGACUUAGUUUUUGAUCUUUUACAAUACAUGUCAAAUCUGUGAAGAUAUGUGUUCCUUUUUAUGAUUUGACAUUCAUUGUUUUUAUUAAAAUGUUCAGAAUGAAACGUAGAAGAUAUGGGGUCCAAUGUUCACCCAUAACGAGGAAGAUAUGUGGUCCAAUGUUCCCCCAUAACGUGGAAGAUAUGGGGUCCAAUGUACACCCUUAACGAGGAAGAUAUGGGGUCCAAUGUUCACCCUUAACGAGGAAGAUACAGGGUCUAAUGUUCACCCAUAACGAGAAAGAUAUGGGGUCUAAUGUUCACCCUUAACGAGGAAGAUAUGUGGUCCAAUGUUCACGCAUAACGAGGAAGAUAUGGGGUCCAAUGUUCAUCCAUAACGAGGAAGAUAUGGGGUCCAAUGUUCACCCAAAGAUAAAAAUAUACUAUGAAACAUUCAGCAGCACCCUUUGACCUGUUUGAAGAAAGGGAAAGUUUAGCCUACAUGUUGGGCAGAAAAUAGGUACUUUUUAAAUGUGUAAUUGAAAUUCAAACAUUUGUGUCUUAAUUGUAGACACCUGGUGCCAUUUGUCUGGGUAAAGGAAUAUUUUAAGUGUCAAUAAAUGCUCAGAAUCAAACA
Molecule: messenger RNA, 4647 nt
Organism: Salmo salar (Atlantic salmon)
Lineage: Eukaryota; Metazoa; Chordata; Actinopteri; Salmoniformes; Salmonidae
Source: RefSeq, a predicted model, not a curated record